AUGGCAGCAGUGCUCAUCUACAUGAUGCUGAUUGGGGACUUCUUUGCAGACAUCGCGCAGUCCCCUCUAUUCGGAUAUGCGGACGUCCCACGCCAGCACCUCAUCCUGGCCUCGCUGGUUUGCGUAUUUCCGCUCUCCAUUCCUCGGAAUGUCACGGCGCUGAGAUACAUCUCCUUCUUGAGUACAGGCGUCAUCGUAUUUCUGACUGCAGUGGUCGUGGCCAAAAUGCCAGCGCAUGUCCUCGCGACACCAACCUAUGCAGCAGAACCUGCUUGGCAAGCGGGUGGGCGGCUCCAGACUGCCCUUCUGAUCCGAAUGGCAGGCUUUUGGAACGAAUGUUUCGCCUAUACGAAGAAAGGUUUGACAGAAGUCUUGCAAUCCUUUGCCAUGGCUCUGUUUUCGUUCAAUGCGCACACCAACGCAGUUCCUGUGGCCAUGGCUUUGGAUCAGCCUCGUGCGGUGCGCAUUUGGCAGGUCUCGUUCCUUUCGGUGUUCAUUGAGUUUGUAAUUUAUGCCUCGAUCGCCACAGCUGGUUAUUUGUCCUUUGGGGCCUCGACGAAGCAAGACUUCAUUCGCAAUUACCCGGCUGAUGACGGCUGGAUGCUACUGGUCCGCUGCGUGUACUCGGUGCCCGUGAUUUUCGGGGUGCCGAUCAACUUGUCCCCAGCGGCCGCCUCUAUCCAAGCUUUGGCGGGCCGGCUCUUCUGGCCCCAGUUCCGACGGCAGGCCAGCGACCCGCAGCCGGGGUCUUGGAGAUCGACGUGUCGGCGUGCCUGUGUCGUCGGAGCAGUAUUGCUGUGCAGCGCGUCCCUGGCCAUUUGCUGUGAGGCGUUCGCGGAUGUGAUUGGCUUGUUCGGGGCCCUGUUCGGCACUGUGAUCUGCCUCGUGUGGCCUCUGCGGAUCUACCAGCGAGUCAUGAAGAAUUUGCAUUCUCCGGUGCUCUCGACAGCUGUAUCUGUGGCGUUGACGGCGGCAUCCCUUCUCGGAAUGGUGGCUUUUCUCGAUCAGUGUGCGCGAGUGUUUCAUUUCUUUUGA
Molecule: messenger RNA, 1035 nt
Organism: Symbiodinium natans
Lineage: Eukaryota; Dinophyceae; Suessiales; Symbiodiniaceae
Source: the annotation of a GenBank genome assembly